AUGGCAACCAAAGCCGCAUUUAAACGGGUAACACUUCCGACAUCUCCAAAUGAGAGAGCUUCUACUGAAACGGUCUCAUUGCAGCUCACUCGGGAAUACCAAAAUAUCCAAAAGAACCCCCCACCUUUUAUCGUUGCGCAUCCAUCCGAAACCAAUAUCUUAGAAUGGCACUACAUUCUUACCGGGCCCCCUGGCACUCCUUAUGAGCACGGUCAAUACUGGGGCACAUUGAUUUUUCCUCCCGAUUACCCUUUUGCGCCCCCGGCCAUUCGCAUGCACACCCCUAGUGGCCGAUUCCAGCCAUCCACUCGUCUUUGUCUGAGCAUUAGCGACUUCCACCCGAAGUCCUUUAACCCCGCAUGGGAGGUCUCGACCAUAUUGAUUGGACUUUUAUCCUUCAUGACUAGCGAGGAGAUGACAACUGGAAGUGUGAGCGCAUCGGAAAGCGAGCGUAAGGUCUUUGCAGCCCGAUCUCGCUGGUGGAACUCGACUGGUGGUGGCUCCCAUAUCAGUGCCACACCAGGCGUGACUCGGACUACCAAGGGUAUCAAUAAUGUCAAGGCUGGAGAUGGAGGACUGAAGUUCCGUACUGAGUGGCCCGAAUUGGACCAGGAGAAUUGGGCUUGGAUGAAGGAAAAUCGCGUUGAUUCCAACACCGGCCAGAUCCUUCCCGACCCCAAUGCGCCCGCUAAGUGCUCCCCAGAGACCAGUGCUUUUCGUCGCCGUCCUAAUGGCAGUGCACCUGGUAUUGGAGCCGUUAUGGAUGGGGGCCAUGUGGCCCGUGAAGCUGGUCAAGGCUGGGUACGACGUAAUCGAAUCUGGAUUGGCUUGGCGCUGCUAGUUGGCUAUGCGUUGGUGUCACGGCUGGUGAGUGACAUGAAGGAAUGA
Penicillium taxi is the source of this 888-nucleotide messenger RNA. Its product is annotated as ubiquitin-conjugating enzyme E2. The transcript is spliced from 2 exons. Bases 1 to 888 code for a protein of 295 amino acids. The record is from RefSeq and is a predicted model, not a curated record. Lineage: Eukaryota; Fungi; Ascomycota; Eurotiomycetes; Eurotiales; Aspergillaceae.